AUGUACUUCAAGACUACUGGUUAUGUUAUUCCAGACAAGAGCGGUAAGAAGAAGGCGUAUGCCCCGGAGCUACUGGCGUUCGUCGGUCGCUACGUAAAAACUAUCUUUGCCUUUACUUUGAAGAGCUUCGGAUUGAGCUCCCUCCGCGAUUUCGGCCCGGUUCCACAGGCUGUAAGCAAUCAAGUAUCCUGUGGAUUUUGA
Molecule: messenger RNA, 201 nt
Organism: Phytophthora nicotianae INRA-310
Lineage: Eukaryota; Oomycota; Peronosporomycetes; Peronosporales; Peronosporaceae
Exons: 1
Coding region: 1-201 (66 amino acids)
Source: RefSeq, a predicted model, not a curated record